GGCCAGGAGGGGUCGCUACUACUAUAACUCUGCUUCUCCGAGCAGUUACAAAGAGGAGAAGUAGAAGAUGAAAGGGAGCAGAAAAAACUCGCUCCAGCCUGGAAUCACACCUUCCUUUAUAGAGAGAAAGAAUGAGAGACAGAGAGAGAGGGAGAGGACUGAAGAAAUGAAUAAAGUUCUCUUUCAAGACUUCUGCUCCUGUACGGCUGAAAGGUACCGCGGCAAAUCCCACCAGGAGGAAUAUGUUGCAUGGCUGAAAUCAGGGAUGGCAUCCAUAAGAAACUCCAGUGCAGGUAGUUUCUCCACCAGCACGUCUCACGACCUCACACAGGAGAGCCCAGAAAAGGAGAGAACUCAUCACUGUUCUGAGUGCGGCAAGAGCUUUUAUCAUCAGUGUGAUCUCCAAAGACACCAGCGUGUUCACACCGGAGAGAAACCGUAUCAGUGCCUGGAGUGCGGGAGCCGCUUCACUCAGCAAGGUUCUCUCCAAGCGCACCAGCGCAUUCACACAGGAGAGAAACCAUAUCACUGCUUGGCGUGCGGCAAGAGCUUUACCAAACAGAACGCUCUCCAAAGACACCAGCGCAUCCACACCGGAGAGAAACCGUAUCAGUGCCCAGACUGUGGGAAGAGUUUCACUCUGAAGGAUCACCUCCAAAGGCACCAGCGCGUUCACACCGGAGAGAAACCGUAUCAGUGCUCCGAGUGCGGCAAGAGCUUUUCUCAAAAGAGCACCCUCCACUCGCACAGGCGCAUUCACACAGGAGAGAAACCGUUCUGCUGUCCGGAGUGCGGGAGGAGAUUUAGAGACAGAGGUGACUUCCACAAACAUCUGAGCAUCCACACAGGAGAGAAACCGUAUCACUGCUCGGAGUGUGGGCGGAGCUUCAGGCAUUCACACACUUUAAAGGAGCAUAAGUGCACUACGGGGGAGAAACGGUAUCAGUGUUCGGAGUGUGGGAAGAGAUUUAAUCAACAGAGAAGUCUCCAGCUACACCUGCGCGUUCACGCCGGGGAAAAGCCGUAUGUGUGCUCAGAGUGUGGGAGGAAAUUUAUUGACAGAACUGGUUUAAAAGUGCACCAGCGCAUUCACACUGGAGAGAAACCGUAUUACUGCUCAGAGUGCGGCAAGAGCUUCAGGCAUUUCAGUACUCUGAAGAGACACUGUGUGAAGUGCACUAUGGUGGAGGUGGAAACUGUCAUAGUGUGAGUUUCUGGUAUUUAUUACAAAAACAAUGAUGUAACCUGUAGUUUUGUGAUUUUAAAUGGUUCUGUUUUUCUCUUGUAUGGUUUGUAUGUUAACAUGAUUAUUUCUUUAGGUUAGUGGUGACCAAACCCUUUCCUGAAGAUUUUUUCAUGCAGAAUUUAGUUCUAACCUGCUGCCCAACCGUACCCA
Colossoma macropomum (tambaqui) is the source of this 1396-nucleotide messenger RNA. RefSeq names its product zinc finger protein 239-like. Gene Ontology annotation, molecular function: DNA-binding transcription factor activity, RNA polymerase II-specific; RNA polymerase II cis-regulatory region sequence-specific DNA binding. Gene Ontology annotation, cellular component: nucleus. The transcript is spliced from 3 exons. Gene Ontology annotation, biological process: regulation of transcription by RNA polymerase II. The coding region runs from base 68 to 1210 and encodes 380 amino acids. The record is from RefSeq and is a predicted model, not a curated record. NCBI's taxonomy places the organism in Eukaryota, Metazoa, Chordata, Actinopteri, Characiformes, Serrasalmidae.